Messenger RNA from Megalops cyprinoides (Indo-Pacific tarpon), 2084 nucleotides. RefSeq names its product U-box domain containing 5 (gene ubox5). Gene Ontology annotation, molecular function: ubiquitin-ubiquitin ligase activity; ubiquitin protein ligase binding. NCBI's taxonomy places the organism in Eukaryota, Metazoa, Chordata, Actinopteri, Elopiformes, Megalopidae. Bases 106 to 1896 code for a protein of 596 amino acids. The transcript is spliced from 5 exons. Gene Ontology annotation, biological process: protein polyubiquitination. Gene Ontology annotation, cellular component: nucleus. The record is from RefSeq and is a predicted model, not a curated record.
CGACGGAGUACAGAGAAAGGGAAUAUGGCUAAAUGAGCGGUGGCCCGGAGUCAACAUUCAAAUUCUCCCUUUCUCUCCCCCCUACAGGUGCAGAAGAUUGCAGCCAUGGUGGUCAACCUCUGCCUGCCACACUUUGAAACUACUGUGCACUGCAACAAGCUUUGUGCGGAUGGAUAUGACGUGUCAAACUUGCUGUCAGGGGACCCAACAUUUCGCAGACGGGGCUUCAAGUUGGAGUAUUUUCUGCGCCCUCCUGUCCAGGUGACCUUGCAGUUUCAGGUGCGAGUAGAGGUCUGUCGUGUGGAUAUGGAGCUGUGGCCCUGUGGCAUGGACCUUGGCAGGGCCUCUCGAGGCUUAGAGAUCCACACCUCCUCUGCAGCUCUGCCUCCUAACCAAGCCCAGGGGCGAAGCCAGGAAGGAGGCCAGUUCCUUUUGGUGGGGCGCUGUGAGUUGAAGGACGAGGUGUCUGUCAGCUUCAGCCAGCCCUGCAUCCGGCCACGGCCCCCGUUUCCACGCCUGCCGCCCGAACCUUCCCCCGAGGCGAGGCGGGCAGAGCUGUGGAGCCGAGGGCCUCAGUCGCUGGGGGCUGUGACGCAGCUGCGCAUCUGUCUCCCUUACGGAGGGGCAGGCUCCGCCCUGGGGCUGCGGGCGCUGGCCGUGUGGGGGCUCCCUGCACGCUGCUGCAGUCUGCAGGACUUGGAGAGGAUGGUAAGGGCGCACAAGGACAGUCUAAGAGUGUCGGCUCCUGUGUCUCACUCACCCCAACCCUCCUCCUCCUCCCCUGACGGCCCCAUAACUGACACCCCCGGUUUGCAUGCCUCCAGCUCCAACACCCCCAUCCCUGAGGAGUUCCUGGACCCCCUCACACAGGAGCUAAUGACCCUGCCCUUGUUGCUGCCCAGUGGUGCUGUGAUUGACAGCAGCACCCUGGAGGAGUACCAGCGGCAGGAGGCGACCUGGGGACGACUCCCGAAUGACCCCUUCACUGGGGUGCCCUUUUCUGUUGACUCCAAGCCCCUCCCGUGCCCCCAGCUGAAGGGCCGCAUUGACCGCUUCCUGCUGCAGGCUGGGGGCGGGGGCCUUGGGGGGAAGGAGGGCCAGCUCGGGCGUACAGUGCAGCAGGAGCAGCCCCACCCCUCACGGCUUGCCGGCUGCCGUCCCCCUCAGGCACAGACACAGCCCCCCCUGCAUUCCAGCGGACGGCCCCAGAAUGGCCCCGCCCUGCAAAUGCCCACCUCCUCGCACUCAGGGCCUGUGCUAGAGAGUGCUGUAUGCAGACGAGGUGAUGGGGACAUGACCACUGAAAAGACUCAGGAAAGAACUUCUGCACAGAAUCAGGGGCCAGACUCCAGCAGCCAGACUGCAAUGCUUGUUCUCACCAGGAAGAGGGCACUACAGGUACAGAGGGACAGUUCUGGUAGCUCAGGGACUGGCCCUACCACACUUCCGCUCCAGGAUGUUGAAGGCAGCACACCUUCUUCUCCUUCAGACUCCCAGCUCCCAGCGAAGAAAGCAAGGACUGAAACACCUUCCAGCCCCCACCCCAGUUCAGGCAGCAGCUCCCAUGAGCAGCGUCUGGCUGAAAGCCUCGACCAGGCCCUCAACUCCGCUCUGAGUGGUUUCCCGGCAUUCACUUCACGCCACGGCCGGGAGUCCAGUGCAACAGAGAGUCAGGCAAGCAGGACCAGUGAAGGUGAGAGCAGUUGUGUGUCCUGCUCCUGCUCUCUGUCCCAGUACCACUCCAGUAUCUCCGCCUUCCGUCUGCCCUGUGGACACUUGCUUUGCCGCCCCUGUUUGUCUCUCAAGCAUCCUCCAAAAGUCCCCAGGCCCCCCCUGCGGUGCCCCACCUGCCAGACUCCUGCCCCGUCAAGUGCCAUCACACGAGUUCACUACUGAGAGCCCCACCGUUCUCCACUCCCUCCUAAUGAGUGUCCACAGUGAGACUCAGCAUGCAGGGAUAUGUAUGUGUAGUACCUCACAGGUUGGGCUCUGGGGCAGCGCUGCUGGAUGAGGAAUGAGAGGAGCCCUCAGGUCUCCCUCCCCACCCAUGGGGGACACGCAUGCCUGAACACUCUCACUCACUC